UGUAUUCCAGUCGACGCCAUCGCGGCUCCACAUUCACUUAACACCACUAUCCAACGAGAAAACAUCUAAACAACAAACCUUUUUUCACCACACAAUCAUUUUAUCAGCCGUCAAGAUGCGCUUCAACCUCCCUACCGUUCUUCUCGCCAACCUGGCCCUCAGCAGUGCUGCCGCCAUCCCCAAGCCUGUUGUCCAGGAGCGCGGCCUCAUUGGUUCCAUCCUCCAAACUCUCGGCUGCCUAACUGGUCAGAACGCCAAAUCCGCUGCUGCUGGUCACGCUUCCUGGAUCGGCAACGACGGCGACUAUGUCACCGAGUUCAACAACGAGUCCGGCGAGGACCUUGUUCUCGUCAUGUGGGGACCCGUCGGUUCAUGGGUUAACGCCGUCGCUCCUCUGAUCACCUAUCAAAUCACCAACGGCAGCUCUGUCAACGUUUCCACUGCCACUGGUACCUCCGGCGGCUGGGCCGCCCUCUACGAGGACACCAAGAUGAUCAACGGACAAGUCUCCAACACCUGGGGUGAAUUCACCUACAACGGCCAAUACUCCACCGUCGAUGUCUCCCGUCUCGUCAACAUGAACGGCCGUAACAUGACCAUUGAGGGCGCCCAGUGCGUUUCCGACAUGGAACAGUGUGUCUUCACCUGCGACUCCGGUGACUCAUGCGAAUUCGGCUACACUCUUGAGAACUGCUCUUCCCAGCCUGGUGCUCAGUCUGGCAUGUACGCCGGUGCCGCCAGCGGUGGCUGCUUCGUUGGCCAGAACAACAACUUCGUCCGCACCACCUUCUCAUAGGUGCAGAAGUAACAUCAUUUUCUUAACGACUGGAUCUUCAUCCGCAACCAAACAACAAAACGACUACUUCUCUUCGAAGCUUCAUGUAUAUAACCCC
Molecule: messenger RNA, 893 nt
Organism: Aureobasidium subglaciale EXF-2481
Lineage: Eukaryota; Fungi; Ascomycota; Dothideomycetes; Dothideales; Saccotheciaceae
Exons: 1
Coding region: 116-796 (226 amino acids)
Source: RefSeq, a predicted model, not a curated record